Messenger RNA from Hyla sarda, 2924 nucleotides. RefSeq names its product ubiquitin carboxyl-terminal hydrolase CYLD-like. The transcript has 15 exons. Gene Ontology annotation, molecular function: K63-linked deubiquitinase activity; cysteine-type deubiquitinase activity. Bases 154 to 2574 code for a protein of 806 amino acids. NCBI's taxonomy places the organism in Eukaryota, Metazoa, Chordata, Amphibia, Anura, Hylidae. The record is from RefSeq and is a predicted model, not a curated record. Gene Ontology annotation, biological process: regulation of mitotic cell cycle; regulation of intrinsic apoptotic signaling pathway; positive regulation of extrinsic apoptotic signaling pathway. Gene Ontology annotation, cellular component: cytosol.
GGCUGCCUGAGCUGCCAGCUCCCCUCUUGCACACUUCCUUGUUGUAAAUUCCCUGUCCUGACUCAAAGUUUCUUGUGUGUAAUGUAAGAAGUGGAGGACUGCUGCACGGUACAUGACGGAUUCCUGUUUUCCUAUUGAAGACGCUAGAGCAAAAUGUCAUCUCCAAAUUUAUAUAUUGCUCUUUGUAACUUCUCAUCAGUUCUCCAAAAUCCAGAUGGUAAACAUGACAGAGUGGAGAGGGGAAGUUUGCUGACACUGACUGCGGCCCCACCUUCAAAUCUCUCUAGGAUAGAUAACGGUCUAUUCCAUUCCCCCAUUCUCUGGCUCCGAGUUUAUGAAACUGAGAAGGUGGUUGCUGUAGAUCCAUUGUCUGUAGAAGAAAUUACACCCUUGGUAUGGAGAACAUUAUUAGCAGUCACCGAUACAGAGGAACGUUAUGCCUUUUAUAGCGACCAUAAAAGACUGCGGGAAGUAAUGCACUUAAAACCCGGGGAUCGUGUCUUUGUGCAAGUCAGGUCAUCUAGCGGACGCAGAGAGAGAGGUGUGCUUUGUUACAAGGGAUCUGUCAAUAAUGAACAAGAGAUCUUUUUUGGAGUGCAGCUUACGGGAUCUGCAGUGGGGAAAGGCUUUACAGAUGGAUCAUUUCGUGGUCAGAGAUUCUUUCGUUGUGAUGAGAAUUGUGGGGUUUUCGUAUCAGGAAGCAGGUUGGAGAAGGAUUGGACUGAACACCAUGUAAGAAAAUCAGGAAAAAUAGAUCAUAAGAUUCCUGAAGGACAUGAAGAGUCAGUGUUGAGAACCAGAAAUCAUGAGCCACGUGCUAAACCACUGAUAUUUUUGCCACGUGGACUGAGGCAGGAAAGUCCACAAAGAACUGUUGAGAAAGAUCAAGAAAAUGAUGUAACACAGUCAGGAGAAGAAAGGAGUGUGAAGCGUUGUGCUACAGAGGAACAUACUAUACAAGCUGAGGAUGACCCACAACCCUUGACCAAGCCUCUUAAAGGAGAUGAGGCACAAAACUUAAUUCAAGCUUCAGAAGAUCAUCCACCUGCUAGCCUCUACUGUCCGCCCAGAAAUUUCAGCCCCUCCAGUCCAUCUGCUGAAGGCGAGGCUCUAAGUAAAGGUCUUGAACUGAAUUCUAUGGUUGAAGUAAAUGAUCCUCCCAUAUAUGGAGUCAUACGGUGGAUUGGGCAUAUCCCAGACUGUGUAGAAUCUAUUGCCGGACUUGAAAUGGAGGAGGAACGUCCAUCUGCCUACACAGAUGGGACAUACAGAGGGGUCCGCUACUUUCAGUCUGGACCCAAUAAGGCUUUGUUUGUGAAACUACGAAACUGUCGUCCAGAUUCCCGUUUCUAUUCUUUACAUGGAUCAAUGAAUCAGAUUCAAAGGUGUAACUCUAUUGCUUUCCGGGAAUACGCCAGUAAAUGUGUAGAAGAAAACACUCCACCGGCCAUGGACAAUGAAGCAUUAGAAUGUCUGACAGGAUGGAAGAAAGGAAUACAAGGGCACUGUAAUUCCUGCUAUUUGGAUGCAACACUUUUUUGCAUGUUUGCUUGUUCUUCUGCGCUGGACACCAUACUUCUGCGCCCUCCAGACAAGAAUGACAGCGAUUCCUACAUUGACACGCGGGACCUGCUGCGCACUGAGAUAGUCAACCCUUUGCGCAAAAAUGGCUAUGUUUGUGCCACAAAAGUGAUGGCCUUGAGGAAGAUUUUGGAAGCUGCAGGAAAGAGCACUGGCUUCACUAAUGAGGAAAAAGAUCCUGAAGAAUUUCUAAACCGCUUAUUCCAAGUCCUUAGGGUAGAACCCCUCUUUCAUAUUAGAACACCACAAAAGAAGCCUCAAGGUUGUAUGUUCUAUCAAAUUUUCAUGGAGAGGAAGCAGUCAGUGGAUGUACCCUCUGUGCAGCAGUUGCUGGAAUGGUCCAUGGUUACUGGUGAUCUCAAGUUUACAGAAGUUCCCUCUUGCCUGAUUAUUCAAAUGCCAAGAAAUGGAAAAAACUUCAAGAUGUUUAACACCAUUAUUCCAACCCAACAACUGGAUAUAACUGACCUUCUAGAAGACACCCCUAGACAGUGUUCAAUCUGUCAGUCUCUAGCAGUAGUGGAAUGUCUUUACUGUUAUGAGGAUCUAGGGAUCACGCCAGGACGCAUAAAACAGUAUUGUGCCACAUGCAACAAGCAGGUUCACCUUCACAGGGAGAGAUGUCGCCACAAGCCAAGAGAUCUUGGUGUGCCUGAAAAUCUGAAUGGCCAAGUCGUGCUACAGAGGCAGAGUUUACAGCUCUAUGCUGUUUUAUGUAUAGAAACAAGUCAUUAUGUGGCUUUCAUUAGAAUGAACUCUCACAAUCGUCCACUGUGGGCCUUCUUUGAUAGCAUGGCUGAUCGGGAAGGAGGACAGAAUGGAUUCAAUAUCCCUCGUGUAACACCUUGCCCAGAAGUGACUGACUAUUUGGAAAUGACAGCUGAAGAACUACAGCAGGAAGACCCAAAAUGCAUGCCCACUUAUGCCCGACGACUACUUUGUGAUGCUUAUAUGUGUCUCUAUUACAGCCCUGAACUAAGUUUGUACAAAUGAAAGUUACAUAGCGAUUUGAGUCAGUAUAUAAUUCUCCUAGGUAAAUCCAUGUGUGGAGGACAAUAAAUCCAAAUGGUUGUUGCAUACUGCAAACAGUAUGUGGAUUUAAAUAAAGAAUGUUUUUUUUUGUUUUAUCUUUGAGCACUGAACCCAAAAAAAACAGUUAUCUGAUGAUUUGUGGAAGAGAUUAGAGAAGAAUUCCUGGCAUAUUUUUACUGACUACAACAUAGAAGUCACUCCAUUAGGAAACGUAUCCUACUGACAAUUAUAUAAUAGAGCUUUACAAGUGACUCCUGCUAAAAUUUUUGGGCUGGCUCCCAUUUUUUACUGCCCUUGAUGUAUUGAUGACA